CAAGUUUACUUCUUGAAUUAUUCUGACUUUUGAUGAAAUAAAAUUUAUCAAAACUUCAAAAAUCAAGUCUUUUAAAAGAAAAGGUUCAGAAAACAAUAAAGUCUAAAAAGUUUAACAAACAAAUUUUUGUUGUCCUUUUUGCCCAAAUUUUUCCUGCCAUUUUUUUUUUUUUUUUUUUGGUUUUUAAUGUGGUGAUAGUAAAACAAUUCAAAUACUAUUAUUUUUUCUCUAGGGAAACAACACAGUAACAAAAUUACCAUUUCUACUAAAUUUUUAGGCCUGAAAAUAAAUUAUUUUUGAGUUUUGCAUUCUUCACACUUUCAAGGUUGUUGUAAUGGCAGUGACAUCUUGCUUUGUAAAAUGUAAACAUAAGUAAUUUAAAUGAUGUUUCUGAUCAAGUUGAUAAAAAUAGUUUGAUGGUUUAAAUGAAAUAUCCAAAGCCUUGAUUAUUUUUAGGGUUUUAAUUUUCUAACCAUUGCUUCGAAUACAUGUUUUUAUUGUUAUGGAAAAAAGCAUAGUUGAAUAUUUUGGAAGCCGUGGCUUGAACAGAUGUGGAUAUUGCAAAUCAGACAAUACAAAAGCUAACCAUGAAAAGAAUAUUUUUAAAAUAACUUCGUAAUGAACAAGAGCAUCGUUGAGUAUUUUGGGAAUGAUGGGGGUCAUUCUUGUGGUUAUUGUAAAAAAGAUGACAGUAGCCUAUCUAAUGGAAUGUGGGCACAUCAGUUGACCUGUCAAGAUUAUCAAGAUCUCCUUAACAGAGGUUGGAGAAGGAGUGGCAAAUACUGUUACAAACCAACAAUGAAUAAAACUUGUUGUCCACAGUAUACAAUUAGAUGUGAAGUGUCUAAAGUUAAACUCUCAAAAUCACAGAAAAAAGUUAUCAAGCGAUUAAAUACAUACUUAAUAACUGGAAAAAAGCCAGCUGAACCAGUUCAACUUGAAAAUAGUGACAUCAUUCCUGACAACCAAUCAUCUUCAUCUAAGUUAGGUGGGCACAGUGAAUCUGUUGAAUGCUCUCAAAACAGAAUAACAGCUGGUGGGACGAAAUCAGAGAAUCCUGUCUCAAAAAAUAUUCAAGGAGCAGACCCAAAUAAACCGCGUUGUAGAAAGGCGAAAGAUCUAAGAAAAGAGAGGAAGCUCAGCAAACAGCUAAAGGGAAAAUCCGAUGGGGUGGAGGCUAAUGCAUCAACAGUUGCUAAAGGAAAGAACAAUGAGAAAAAUAUUGAGCAACUGAUUGAAGACCUUCCAUCUGAAUUAGCUCACAAUUUAGAGAUCUCACUGGUAGCUGUAUGUAAUAACACAGCAUUUGAUGCUUACUUUGAAGCUGGCUUUGAAUUAUUUUGCAAGUAUCAAAAAGAUGUCCAUCAUGAUCCUCCACAUAAGUUGAGUAAGAAGAGGUUUAAAAGAUUUCUCGUGGAUGGCCCCUUAGUGCCUGUACAAAAGGGUACCAGGGAAGAUAUUCCAACACCGGGUUUAGGAGCGUUUCAUCAGCUUUAUCACCUUGAUGGGAAAUUGAUUGCUGUUGGAGUGUUGGAUAUUUUACCAAACUGUGUUUCGUCAAAGUAUUUUUUUUACGAUCCUGAGUACAGCUUUUUGUCACUUGGUACAUAUUCUGCUUUAAGGGAGAUUUAUUUUAUUCGUUCGUUACAAAGAGACUGCGCUGCUAUAAAGUAUUAUUACAUGGGUUAUUACAUCCACUCGUGUCCAAAGAUGAGAUAUAAGGGUCGUUAUGAUCCGUCCUAUCUACUCUGUCCAGAAGCAUAUACUUGGCAGCCUUACCCGUCAUGUGUUCCCAAGUUAGAUGCCAACAAAUAUUCCAGGUUGGAAGAAGAUGAAAGCAAAAAACCAGUAACCAUAGAUGUGAACAGCACGCUUAUUCUACAUCAAUCACAGGCAAUGCCAUUUUUUAUUUAUUUAUCAAUGGUGAAACCUCGUGAUAAAAAAGAACAAACCAAAGAGGUUACAGAAUAUUCGAAUCUUGCUGGGAUCACGGCUAGUAGCAUGUUGUUGUAUCGCAGCUAAAAUUAUUGCUGUUUUUUCAUGGACGGGUUUUUUCGCAGUGCUCUCUUCUUUACAAGUAUGAGGAUUUCGUUCGUUGAAUUAUAGAAAAAUGAAUGAUAGUAAAUAUUGCUUUCAAGAAGUUGUUCACCCUCAGCAGAACCAAUUUAAGGCUAUAACCGGUCAGCGUUUGUACACGCUGUAGUUUUGUGUGUAGUUUUGUGGGGAACGGCGAGUUGCAACACAUUUCAAGUGUAGUUUUGUGGCGACGUGUUGCAACAGAUUUAGUGUAGUUUUGUUGGUAACGGCUUGUUGCAUCACAUUUCGAGUGUAGUUUUGUCGGUAACGGCGAGUUACAACACAUUUCGAGUUCGAAUUGUGUAGCUGACGACGGGUUGUAUCUUGGCAACAGGAUUUAUACGCACAAGUUCGCAAAGGGGAACAUAGAACACAUUAAGUUAAACGUAUGAUUUUUUUCGAUACAAUAAACUUUUUAAAUACGUAAAUAGAUAAUUUGUAAUUAUUUGUACAAGCUUAUUGUAAAAGUAAAAAUACGCUUCACUUACUUCCCUGUUA
Molecule: messenger RNA, 2574 nt
Organism: Hydractinia symbiolongicarpus
Lineage: Eukaryota; Metazoa; Cnidaria; Hydrozoa; Anthoathecata; Hydractiniidae
Product: arginyl-tRNA--protein transferase 1-like
Exons: 15
Coding region: 619-2022 (467 amino acids)
Biological process (GO): protein arginylation
Cellular component (GO): cytoplasm
Molecular function (GO): arginyl-tRNA--protein transferase activity
Source: RefSeq, a predicted model, not a curated record